This is a messenger RNA of Linepithema humile (Argentine ant), 1606 nucleotides long. RefSeq lists its product as uncharacterized. NCBI's taxonomy places the organism in Eukaryota, Metazoa, Arthropoda, Insecta, Hymenoptera, Formicidae. The record is from RefSeq and is a predicted model, not a curated record.
AAGUGCAGUUCUAUAAAAGCCACUUCGAACUUCAGAACGCAGUAAUUGCAGAAACGCAGCAUUUAAACAACGCUACUUAGCUUGAUAAAACUCAUAAUAACAGUGAUUUGUAUUAUUCGCAUAACAAAAAAUAUUCAUUAAAAAUGGUAGAUCUUAAUGAGACGUCUGAAAACAGUACUAAAAAUUCCCUACGUAAAGUAAAACAUUCGAGUGAAUAUGAAUUUGUAACAGUAAUCAAGAAUAACUUCAAUCCGAAAUUAUUUCCGAAUGACUUCAAUAUCCGAACCGUAAAAGAACAAUAUACCUGGAUAAAUGAGAAUAUCGCUGAAUUCUUUCCAAACGUACCGCAAUCUUUAUUAAGCAUAAUACCUGCUUGCUAUCGCCAAGUAGAUUUACCAUCAAUGGAAAAACCAAAAUGGUUGAAUGUAAAUAAAUAUUAUAGAGGACAAAAAUUUGCAAGCGAACAUUUCGCUUCAAUUGUUUUCACCCUAAUAGUGGGAGUGGUCCAUGUGUAUUCUUUCAACGAUUUUAUGAAACCAGUAAUCAUGUCAAGACGCUCCGAUACACCAUAUUUAGAAUUUCAAAGAUGUUUAGCGACUGUACAACGCUUUUUUAAUUGGUACAACGGGGAGCCUUGGAUUGAAGGAACGCCUGCUUAUGAAGACAUGCUAAUUACGCGUAAGAAGCAUUUGAUGAUGAGAGACAAAUUGUUUAAACUUGAUAACGAGCAAAUCGAUAAUGCAUCCAAAAUUGCGAAGCCAUGGUGUCCGGAUUACAAAUUAUUGCAAAAAGAUUUUGCCGCGGCAUGUCCAUUUGAGAAUUUUAGGCAACGUCCUUAUACGUUUCUCAAUAUAACACCAUGCAGACCAAAAGGUAUGAAUAAUGCAGAUAUGGCAGUCACGCAAUGCUGCUUUAUAAGUUCGCUCAUACUCUGGCCAGAAAAUAUGGGAGUGAAAGCAACUGAUGAUGAUUUAGAAGCCUUUUGUCAUAUGUGGAGGUGUUACGGAUAUUUUCUUGGAAUAGAAGACAAGCACAACUUUUGUCGUGGUAGCCUCAAGGAAAUAAGACAACGCAUGAAAGAUCUGUAUCAAUAUUGGAUAAUACCAAAUUUGAAGGAUGUUACACCCGAAUGGGAGCAUAUGACGAGAUGUCUCAUCGUACCCUUCAAUUAUUAUCCGUUCAUAUACAUGCCUUAUAAAGUGAUGGUAUUAAUCGCAACAGAUUUGUUAAAUCUGAACAUGUCACACUUGUAUAAGUCGCUCAGUUACUCAGAAUGGUGUGCUUAUAAAAUAUGGAAAUUCCUAUUACGUCUCGCUUUGAAAUUUUCAACCGUACGAACAAUUUUUAAUAAAGUUUUACGCAAAAUAAUUGAUAAAGCGGCAAAUUAUAGCCCGGAAAAACAUGCAGAACUUCAAGAAAUAUCAAAAAUGCAGCUGUCAAAUUUGUCUACUAUGUAUUAGUAUUAAGAGAGUUUGAAAUUAUAAAAUUAUAUUGUUUUUAAUUGUAUAUAUCACUGGUGAUGGACGUGUAUUAUGAUUUUUGUUUAUUUCAUAUAAUUUUAUAAAAAAUCACAGUUUUAUAAAAAAAGCAAUUUUAUAAUGAAAUA